Penaeus vannamei (Pacific white shrimp) is the source of this 1176-nucleotide messenger RNA. Lineage: Eukaryota; Metazoa; Arthropoda; Malacostraca; Decapoda; Penaeidae. The record is from RefSeq and is a predicted model, not a curated record.
AUGUUGCCGCUGGACCCCGAUGAGACGAGCCCGAAGCAACAGGGACAGGCAACGCCGGGCAAGUCAGGACACGGGGCACGCCGGGCAGUCGGGACAAGCACGCAGUCGGGACAAGGCACGCCCGGCAGUCAGGACAAGCACGCAAUCCGUCAGGACAAGGCAAAGUCAGCCACGGGGCAGUCGGACAAUAGGCCACGCCGGGCAGUCGGACAAGGCACGCCCGGCAUCAGGAACAUAGGCAUCAGGACAAGGCACGCCGGCAAGUCAGGAACAAGCACGCCGCAGUCAGACAAGGCACCCGGGCAAGUCAGGACAAGGCACCCGGGCAGUCGGGACAAGGCACGCCGGGAAGUCAGGACAAGGCAACGCCGGCAGUCGAAAGGCAACGCGGGGCAGUCAGGACAGAGGCACGCCCGGCAGUCAGGACAAGGCACGCCGUGGCAGUCAGGGAACAAAGGCAACGCCCGGCAGUCCAGACAAGGCACGCACGGCAGUCAGGACAAGGCACGCCGGGCAGUCAGGACAAAGGCACCGCCGGGCAGUCAGACAAGCACGCCGGGCAGUCGGGACAAGGCAAUGACAGUUUCAGACAAGCACGUCGGACAGUCAGGACAAGGCCACGCCGGGCAAGUCAGGACAAGGCCACGCCGGGCAGUCAGGACAAGGCACGCCGGGCAGUCAGGAACAAGGCACGCCGGGGCAGUUCAGGACAAGGCACGCCGGGCCAGUCGGACAAGGGCACGGCCGGGCAUCAGGACAAGGCACGCCGGGCAGUCCUGGACAAGCACGCAGUCCGCGGGCCAGCCGCAUCCAGGACAAGGCACGCCGGCAAGUCAGUCAGGAAGCCGGGCAAGUCGGACAAGGCACGCCGGGCAGAUCGGGACAAGGCACCCGGGCAGUCAGCGACAAAGGCAACGCCGGGGCGAGUCAGGACAAGGACGCCGGGGCAAGUCAGGAACAAGCACCCGGGCAGUCAGGACAAGGCACGCCGGCAGUCAGGACGCCGGGCAGUCAGGGACAAGGCACGCCGGCAGUCAGGUACGGCACGCCGGGCAGUUCAGGACAGGCAGCGGGCAGUCACUGCCGGGCAGUCGGGACAAGGCACGCCGGGCAGUCGGGACAAGGCACGCCGGGCAGUCAGGUCAAGGAGCGCGGACAUUCGCGCACCCUUGGUAA